Messenger RNA from Metschnikowia bicuspidata var. bicuspidata NRRL YB-4993, 1800 nucleotides. RefSeq names its product TATA-binding protein-associated factor TAF7. Gene Ontology annotation, biological process: transcription initiation at RNA polymerase II promoter; RNA polymerase II preinitiation complex assembly. Gene Ontology annotation, cellular component: transcription factor TFIID complex. The record is from RefSeq and is a predicted model, not a curated record. Lineage: Eukaryota; Fungi; Ascomycota; Pichiomycetes; Serinales; Metschnikowiaceae. The transcript is spliced from 2 exons. The coding region runs from base 1 to 1800 and encodes 599 amino acids. Gene Ontology annotation, molecular function: RNA polymerase II general transcription initiation factor activity.
AUGCUGACACCAGAAGGUGCUCUGACAAAAGCGCAAAACCCUGAUAGGAAAGAGUAUCAAGAUCGCAUGAAACUCAAGCUCAAGGUCAACCCGUCCAAGCGGCCGGCGGCUAAGAACAAGCCGGAAGAGCCGGAGCCCAAACCUCUACCGAGGCUCAAAAUCAAGCACGGCUCCCAGAACGACGCUCUGGGCAGCAUACACAAGCCCAGGCCGCCCAAGGAAAAGCUCAAGAAGCUCAAGCUCAGCUUGGGCAAGUCCAGCCAGUCGUCGCCCGGCGGCGGCACAGGCGCCAGCGACCAGAACGCGCCGCUCCCGGCGGUUCCCAAGAAAGUGCCCAAGGUGCGCAUUAAGCCAACACGAGUGCCCGGCGAAGGCUACGAUUCCGAGGCGCCCGACGUCGAGGACGACCCCUUGUUGGAGCAGGCCAUUGCCGUGCGUUUCCUCCACGACGCCAACCUCGACUUUCUACAUUCCGCGGCCGACAGCGGCGACUUUUCCAACGUCAACAUCAAGUGGAUCACCCGUGACAAGGCCGUGGUCAACGUCAACCUGACGCUCUACUCGGCGCGGCUCAUCGACUUGCCCACGCUCACGGAGCUCUACAAGACCGUGGACAAGAAGAACAUCUUCAAGACCAUCGACGUCAGUCAGAUCUUGCUCGUGUUGCGCACCAUCAACCCGAAGCACUUGAACAUGGACUCGGACUUCGAGGUGCCGGACGAGCACACGUACACGCACCCGCUCUACACGUUGUCGGUCAACAAGGAAAUCCGGCCCUCGAAAACCGCGUACCGCCACGGGCUCCUGGCGUCGUUUGAGGACGUGUACCGCCGCUUCCGCCCCAAGAAGGUCAACCAUCGCCUCAUGACAGACGUCGAGCUGCGCGUGGACGAAAUCAUCCGCCGCGACGCCGACGCCCAGGAGAGCCACUACGAGUACGUCAACCCGAGACUGCAGCUCCCUCGAGCCGCCGACAACGGCCGGUCCCACGAGCUUCUGCGGACCGCGUCCUCGGCCUCGGUGGCGCGGGACGCCGCGGGCGUGUCGGAACAGGCCCCCACAACACCGCUUGCCGACCUGGAAGAAGACGGCGCGGAUGACCAGAUGGCGCUUGAUCUCGAGGCGGAUCUCGACAUUGCUCUCGAGCAGGAGUUGGCCGACGCCUUGGACUCGACGUCCAACACCACGGCCGCCACUGUGCUCAUGAAGCUGGAGUACAACAACGAAGAUGACGACGAGGGGGCGGCGGCUGGCAAUGACGACGAUGACGAUGAUGACGACGACGAUGAUGACGACGACGACGAUGACGACGACGAUGACGACGACGUGAAACGGGACAAGUCGCGGGCCAAGAAGCUCGAGGAAGAGAUCGCGGACCUCCAGAACGCUGCGGAAAAACAGAAGGUCCUACUCGCCAAGGCCAGCUACAAGAUGAUGCGGAUGAAGUUCCAGUCCGCGUACAACAACCUCAAGUCGCAACUCGACUUGAAGAAGCGCGAGUUGGCCAAGGUGCGCGAGCACCAGAACAAGCUGCAAGUGCCGGGCCUCAUGAAGGGCGACCCCCGCAGAAUCGAGCAGGAAGACGACGACGACGACGAUGAUGAUGAUGAUGAGCCAGACGACGACGAGCCGACGGAGGACCCGAUGCAGGCCGGCAACGGCCCUGCCGACUCGGGCACCUCCAAGGACGACGCCUUCAAAGCACAGGCGUUGCUCGCCGAGAACGGCGCAGACGACGAGCCCCCAAUGAAUGACGCCAACGACGAGGACAACUACGAUGACUUCCAGGGUCUAUUCUAG